AUGCCUCCAAAGAAGUUUAAAGAUCUAAAUUCCUUCCUUGACGAUCAGCCAGCGGACCCAAAUAUGGUCGCUUCCCCAUUUGGUGGCUAUUUUAAGAACCCUGCUGCCGAUGCUGACAGUACUAUAGCCUCAAACAAAAGCAGUUACCAACAACAACGUAACUGGAAACAGAGCAGCAACUAUUCUCAACAGGGUGGUCAUCAGUCACAGAACAACAAUAGCAAAUACAAUAACCAAAGCUAUCAGAAAUCUAGUUACAAGCAAUCAGCUGUAACGCCAAACCAGAGUGGAACUCCAACCCCAUCUGCUUCUACUACUUCUCUAACCUCUCUGAAUGAAAAGCUUUCUAACUUAGAGUUAACGCCGAUCUCUCAAUUUUUGUCAAAGAUUCCUGAGUGUCAGAGCAUCACAGAUUGCAAAAAUCAAAUCAAACUAAUCAUUGAAGAAUUUGGCAAAGAAGGUAACGGUACAGGUAAAAGAAUCGAAGAAUGGAAGAUCAUCGACGUUCUAUCUAAAUUCAUCAAGCCCAAGAAUCCACCAUUAGUCAGAGAAUCCGCCAUGCUAGUCAUUUCUAAUAUUGCGCAAUUUUUCAGCGGCAAACAUCCACAAGAAGCUUAUCUAUUGCCAUUCUUCAAUGUCGCCCUUGACUGCGUUUCUGACAAAGACAACACUGUCAAACGCGCAGCACAGCAUGCUAUUGAUUCUUUAUUGAAUUGCUUUCCUAUGGAAGCUCUAACUUGUAUUGUGUUGCCAACAAUUCUAGAUUACUUGUCAUCUGGUGCCAAAUGGCAAGCUAAGAUGGCCGCUUUGACUGUCAUAGAUAGAAUAAGAGAAGACUCUGCAAACGAUUUAUUGGAAAUAACUUUCAGGGAUACCGUCCCAGUUUUGACUGACGUGGCUACCGAUUUCAAGCCAGAAUUGGCUAAACAAGGUUACAAAACAUUAUUGGACUAUGUUUCUAUUCUCGAUAACUUAGAUUUGUCUCCUCGUUACAAAUUGAUCGUGGAUACUCUACAAGAUCCAUCCAAGGUUCCUGAGUCUGUUAAAUCCCUAUCUAGUGUUACAUUUGUUGCUGAAGUCACUGAGCCCUCUCUAUCUCUGUUGGUUCCCAUUUUAAACAGAUCCUUAAAUCUGUCUUCAUCAUCCCAAGAACAAUUAAGACAAACCGUCAUUGUGGUGGAGAACUUGACAAGGUUAGUGAAUAACCGUAAUGAAAUCGAAAGUUUCAUUCCUCUUCUACUUCCUGGUAUUCAAAAGGUUGUUGACACUGCCUCCUUACCAGAAGUUCGUGAAUUAGCUGGAAAGGCUCUUGAUGUUUUAAAGGAAGAUGAUGAGGCUGAUAAGGAGAACAAAUUCUCAGGUAGAAUGACCUUACAAGAAGGUAGAGAUUUCUUGCUUGAUCACCUCAAGGACAUUAAAGCCGAUGAUUCGUGCUUUAUCAAGCCUUACAUGAACGACGAGACAGUCGUUAACUACAUGAGCAAACUCUUAACCGUGGAUUCCAACGUCAACGAUUGGAAAAGACUUGAAGAUUUUUUGACCGCCGUUUUUGGUGGUUCAGACUCUCAGAGAGAGUUCGUCCAACAAGGCUUUAUCCAUGAUUUGAGAUCCCUAUUUUACCAAGAAAAAGAAAGCACAGAUGAGGAUGAAGGUAUUGAGAUUGUCAACACUGAUUUUUCCCUAGCUUACGGUUCCAGAAUGCUACUGAAUAAAACAAACUUGCGCCUUUUGAAAGGUCAUCGUUAUGGUUUAUGUGGUAGAAAUGGUGCUGGUAAAUCCACUUUGAUGAGAGCAAUCGCUAACGGUCAAUUGGAUGGAUUUCCUGAUAAGGAUACACUACGUACUUGUUUCGUUGAACAUAAACUGCAAGGUGAAGAGGGUGAUCUUGACUUAGUUUCAUUUAUUGCUCUGGAUGAUGAAUUGCAAUCUACUUCUCGUGGAGAAAUUGCAAAUGCUUUGGAAUCUGUCGGUUUUGACGAAGAGAGAAGAGCCCAAACCGUUGGAUCUUUAUCCGGUGGUUGGAAAAUGAAAUUGGAACUAGCAAGAGCUAUGUUGCAAAAGGCCGAUAUUUUAUUGUUGGAUGAACCCACCAAUCAUUUAGAUGUUUCAAAUGUUAAGUGGUUAGAAGAAUAUUUACUGGAACAUACCGAUAUCACAUCGCUAAUUGUUUCCCAUGACUCUGGUUUCCUAGAUUUAGUCUGUACUGAUAUCAUUCAUUAUGAAAACAAGAAGUUAGCAUACUACAAGGGUAACUUGGCUGCAUUCGUUGAACAGAAGCCUGAAGCUAAGUCCUACUAUACUUUGACAGAUUCCAACGCUCAAAUGCGCUUCCCACCCCCAGGUAUUUUAACUGGUGUCAAGUCGAGUACUAGAGCUGUCGCUAAGAUGACUGAUGUCACCUUCGCUUAUCCAGGCGCUCAGAAACCUUCAUUAAGUGAUGUUUCUUGUUCAUUGUCCUUGUCUUCUCGUGUGGCUUGUUUAGGCCCAAAUGGUGCCGGAAAAUCUACCUUAAUCAAAUUGCUAACAGGUGAAUUGGUUCCAAAUGAAGGUAAAGUGGAAAAACAUCCAAACUUACGUAUCGGUUACAUCGCUCAACACGCAUUGCAACACGUCAACGAACACAAAGAGAAGACAGCUAACCAAUAUUUACAGUGGCGUUAUCAAUUCGGUGAUGAUCGUGAAGUCUUGUUGAAGGAGUCUAGAAAAAUAUCCGAAGAUGAAAAGGAAAUGAUGACAAAGGAAAUUGACAUUGAUGACGGUAGAGGUAAGAGAACCAUUGAAGCUAUCGUUGGUAGACAAAAAUUGAAGAAGUCUUUCCAAUAUGAAGUCAAAUGGAAAUAUUGGAAGCCAAAAUACAACUCUUGGGUUCCAAAGGAUGUAUUAGUUGAACACGGUUUUGAUAAACUAGUUCAAAAAUUUGACGAUCAUGAAGCUUCCAGAGAAGGUUUGGGUUACCGUCAAUUGAUUCCUUCGGUGAUCACCAAGCAUUUCGAAGACGUUGGUCUUGACUCUGAAAUUGCUAAUCACACUCCACUAGGUUCCUUAUCUGGUGGUCAAUUAGUCAAGGUUGUUAUUGCAGGUGCUAUGUGGAACAACCCUCAUUUACUUGUUCUGGAUGAACCUACCAAUUAUUUGGACAGAGAUUCUCUCGGUGCUUUGGCCGUUGCUAUUCGUGACUGGAGUGGUGGUGUCGUUAUGAUUUCGCAUAACAACGAAUUUGUCGGUGCUUUGUGUCCUGAACAAUGGAUCGUGGAGAACGGUAAAAUGGUUCAAAAGGGCACUGCACAAGUUGAUCAAUCUAAGUUUGAAGAUGGUGGUAAUGCCGAUGCCGUGGGCCUAAAAGCUGCUAACUUUGCCAAACCAUCUGUCGAUGACGAUGAUUCCCCUGCUAACAUCAAGGUCAAACAAAGAAAGAAGAGAUUAACAAGGAACGAAAAGAAGGUGCAAGUUGAACGUCGCCGUCUACGUUACAUUGAAUGGUUAUCAUCUCCAAAGGGUACACCAAAACCAGUUGAUACUGACGAUGAAGAAGAUUGA
Molecule: messenger RNA, 3537 nt
Organism: Saccharomyces kudriavzevii IFO 1802
Lineage: Eukaryota; Fungi; Ascomycota; Saccharomycetes; Saccharomycetales; Saccharomycetaceae
Gene: NEW1
Product: New1p
Exons: 1
Coding region: 1-3537 (1178 amino acids)
Molecular function (GO): ATP binding; ATP hydrolysis activity
Source: RefSeq, a predicted model, not a curated record